Boeremia exigua is the source of this 2720-nucleotide messenger RNA. RefSeq lists its product as uncharacterized. Gene Ontology annotation, molecular function: zinc ion binding; DNA-binding transcription factor activity, RNA polymerase II-specific. Lineage: Eukaryota; Fungi; Ascomycota; Dothideomycetes; Pleosporales; Didymellaceae. The transcript has 4 exons. Gene Ontology annotation, biological process: regulation of DNA-templated transcription. The record is from RefSeq and is a predicted model, not a curated record. Bases 86 to 2437 code for a protein of 783 amino acids.
GGUACUCCACAACGUGUCGUUGCAACGAGCUCAACGAGUCCGUGAUCACACAGUUAGAUGUGAUGGAGUUCACGUCUAUAUCACCAUGACGCAGACGGGUAAGUGUGACAUCUGCAGGCAGCGCAAAGUUAAGUGCGAUGAAGAAAAGCCAAAAUGCGGCGCAUGUUGCAAGAAGGAUCGGCCUUGCACGUACACCUACGGAAAAGCAUCAGCCUUCGUGGUGCAAGAUCCUAAUCAACUGACCAAACAUGGCAAGGCCAAAGUUGCUCCAACCAUAUACACGAUUGAUUCCUCCGAAAACAGCAAUACCUCUACUGGCUCUACGCCACUAGAGUUUAGGGUGAGUACGCACAGGAAGGCUGAGUCUGGUAGCGGUACCUUCCAAACACUUGCCCCAGUGUCUGUAACAAAAGUCCGCCCCUCGAAGAAAGUAGCCAUUCAACGAAGAAAAGCCCUGGAUGCUUACAUUCGGAAACUCCAGCUGGAAGCCUGUUUGGCACUGAUCAGACCGUCAUGCGAGGAGAGUACACUGAUAACAAGAUGGAUCGGCAUGCUCGGCUCGGCUCCGGCGAACAGUAACCCUUUGUCCAUCCUGGGAACUUGGAUCCUGUCUAUACCAUCACGAGUAGGCUCGAGUUCAAUGCUUGAUCUUGCUGUCGAGUUUCUCAUCGACAGUUAUGCCGUCUUUUGGGACGACAGCCACUCGAAGCGACAAUCUGCUAGUGCUACAAAGUCAAGAGCCUUGAGGGAAUUACAAUUAGCGGUGUCGAAAAGUCAGACUCAUAAUACGUACGAGUUGGUCCUAGCAACCAAGAUUCACUACGCUGCUGAGACAAUCUUGGGUGUAGAUACAAUGUACCACGCAAUCCAUGCGUUCGGGCUCGCUGAGCUACUCAAGAAUGGAAACACUGCAAAUGUCGACGACGAGCACUACUGGAAUCUAGUCGACAACGCGUACAUUGAUGAUGUCAACGAAGCAAUGCUGGCUGGAAGGGCAUCGGUGUACGACAAUGAAUACUAUGUGUCUGCGACCGUUCCUCCAGCACUAGACUCAGACCAUGUACAAGUCACCCCAUCACAACGAGCAUCUAUGGCUAUCAUGCACGUCUUUGUACAAUGUCCACGACUGAACUGUCUUGUUCGUCAUGCUAUUGCGCAUCCGGACGAUGCCCAGAUCCUUGCGACUGCAGUCACAAUGACAGAGUAUAUGUGGCAGAUUGAUAUCUCUGCACAUGUUGCCGCACUCAUACAGACCGCUGUCACCGUCGUUGCCGCCCCUCCUUCUUGGGACGUUGCGGAUAUUCUCACAGAGACACUCCAUUACGAUUCUGUUCAAAGUAUGAUUCUUUGCACACGUUACUGGAUGCUGCAAAACGUGCUCUGUGGACUGACCGAUACUUUACAACGGCAUUUUCCCACUGAAAUCGGCCUAUCACAGCUUCCCCCACCGCCUAUCGUACGUCAAAUUGAUGCUGAUGCUGGCAUACGGCUCGCAGAAUCACUGUUCUGGGCCGAGUCGGUUUCUCAAACGCUUCCGCUGGUCCCACUUCGACUUCACACCCCGCUUCAGAUAUCAGUUGGGCCCUGGCAUCGUACCACUCGAAACAUGACUGCGCUUCUUGAGUCUGACACUACAUUCGACGUUGUGACGACUCAACAAGCCUCUAUUGAUCUGGAUCGUGCCGCACGCAUGGGGAAAUGGUUAAUCAACGAAUGCAACCGCAUCCACGAGCAGUGGGACGUGAGCACUGUAGACGAUGAGGCCCUAUAUGAGGCCUUAGACUCCAUGGCUGGCGAGCGGAUUCCGGACUGGUUGCCCACGAGAGUACGCUUUGAAGCCGAAGACGGUGAGAUGUCGAUCAAACUCGACUAUGAGAGACCGACCGGCAAUUACCAGGAAAGCACGAGUCUUGACGGUAGCAGAUCCGCAUCUCAAACACCCAGACUUCACCUCAUCGAUGAAGAUCCAGCGGGUAUAGAAUUACGAACCAAGAGCAAUGCAAACAAUGCAAAUGUCGAUCCAGGAAUCGCAAGCGUUGAAGGAUCGGACAACUUCCAAGAUGUAACGGGACCAACUCUGGCUCCAGCUGACUUCCUUUUCCAAUCCGGUCGGAACCUGUGUUCAACAUCUGGAUGGUGGCCCUUGGAGCCUCUCAAGCCGCUCACAUAUGCAGAAACAGACACAAGUCUUGCUAGUUCCACUUCGACGAGCCCUUGGUCUCAGACGCCGAAGUCUUCCGUCGUAUUACUGGAUAGCACACACAAAGCAUCCGCGUUCCAACCCAAGGCGAGGCAGAGGAAGGAGCAGAACAAUGUUACAUUCGACAACAGGAACACGAACGGAUGCAUGUCACCGGCCUGGAGUAGUGUAAGCCGGUCCAGGGAGACUUCGGCCUCUGGGAGCCAGAAUACUGCAAAGUCCCCAUCAACCGAGUAGUUAGGCAACGUGUGAAUGGCCUCAUCUCGACCGAAAUGCAGUCCUUCCGCGCAUAGCCGAUGGAUGCAUCCAUUUUGUAGAGAUGUGGAAUAGGAAGGUGCAUUGUCAGUGCGUAUUAGGUUAUAUCCGACUUGGAUUUUAUCUUCACACGGAGUUAGAAAAUAUUGGAUCGAUGCAGUCGAAAGUUAGCUGGCGCCACAUUUUGCCACGGCUUCGUUUUUGCGGCAGUCUCUGGCCAUGGGACUACAUGUCUUCCGGGAAGGUGGUCGUGACAGGUCUCGGG